AUGUCUAUACCGCAGAAGCCUUUGACGAUCUUUUGUCUUUCUGGUACUUUCAUCACCUCAACAUUCUUAGCAUUUCUCACGCACGAUUCUCAUCCUGUUGGACCUCAAAGCAUGUCGUUCACUAUCGAAAUCGCAGCUGGAGUCAAGCCUAACGACCGUAGCGAGCUAUCGAGCGGUCUUCACUUCUCUCGCCACCCUAAAUCAGUCUACCGACCAACCGACGUAGUCUCGGGACAAUUGCCAUCGCUGUCUCAAUUACCCGAUGUGCCUGCUCUCUCCACUGAGGAUGUGGACGUUGGAGACACAACUCGAUCAGAGGAGGUGGAGAAAGGUGAAAGAGAUAAGCCCUACGCCGAACAGACUCUCGAACGAACUGCUCGAGCUUCUACUCUCACACCCCUUUUAGGAAAAUCGGGGGAGGCCUACGGAGACAUCGCUCCUAAAAAGAACAUCAUAACGAUUACUGGAUACUUGCACGACGGUCAUUUAUGGGAUUUCUGGUCGGCUGAGCAUCCUCAGCUUGGGUCCAUUGUCCUCAAAGUGAUAUUCACCCCUUGUCAUCCUUGUCGAGAUCCAGAUCUGGACGAUUACGUUCCAUAUGAGGAGAUCCUUCAAGAAGCAUUGAAGGAAGAACGAUGUUAUACGGACCCGUUGAAGCAACUUCAAGGAACGGUAGUGCCAAAGUACUACGGGUUAUAUACGUCUGGGAAGAAGGAUAGAUAUCUUGCCAUUAUAUUGGAACAUGCUGGACAGUCACUCGGCUCAAGGUAUCUCAUCAUACCUGAAGAGUGGCAGCUCAAAAUCUACGAAGCCUACAAACGAAUCCAUCUGCAAGGCGUCUUGCAUCAUAAUCUCGACGGUCGGCAUAUUCUGAAUCAAGAUGAAAGAGUCCGAUUGGUCAGUUUCAGCCGGUCUCACAUCCAAGAUGUGAAGGAUCCCGCUCAUGUCAAAAGGCUUCUUAAAGAGGCGUCUAAUGUGAGAGGAGGUUUUGGUUUCAGAUCUGGGGAGGAGUUAAACUUAAACAAGGCCUCUCCUGACUAUUGGGCCGCACUUCCCGAUCCUGCGGCGUUCAAAAAUACGUUAGAUCGAGCAGCUCAAAGAUAG
Messenger RNA from Kwoniella mangroviensis CBS 8507, 1104 nucleotides. RefSeq lists its product as uncharacterized. The transcript has 3 exons. Lineage: Eukaryota; Fungi; Basidiomycota; Tremellomycetes; Tremellales; Cryptococcaceae. Bases 1 to 1104 code for a protein of 367 amino acids. The record is from RefSeq and is a predicted model, not a curated record.